Procambarus clarkii (red swamp crayfish) is the source of this 5371-nucleotide messenger RNA. NCBI's taxonomy places the organism in Eukaryota, Metazoa, Arthropoda, Malacostraca, Decapoda, Cambaridae. The record is from RefSeq and is a predicted model, not a curated record.
GGGCGCGGGUCUGGCUCAGUGCUGGCCGCGUCGCCUCGUCGUCUACAUCACACACGUCGCUCCCUCGCCCUAGCCGCGGCGCCGCUGGCUGGGACUGCUGCGGCCGCCCUCACUCUCCUGAGCAUGACCUGGGAUGACCGCACUCCAGCCCGACCCACGAGAGGUCAGUUGCCAGCAAGCCCGAGGUGCCCUCAAGCCGGGUUGUGGUGGGAAGCCACCUACCCGGUGACCUAGGAUGCCCUAAGCCAGUUAGGUCACAUCCGGGCAUUAACACUCAUCAAAAGUUGUGGAGAAAACUUUCAAAAAGUUUAUAUCUAUCGACCUUUUGGAUUUACCUCUUCAGCGGUGACGAGGCAAUAGUGAUGACCUGGAAACUAUCGACUUGACCCGCCUCGGGUCAGGCGGGCAGGUGGUGGGGGGCGCGGGAUGAAGCGUCGUCUUGGGCACGACUUCGGGAGGCUCUCUGGCACCCUCAGGAGGCUCUGUGGCACCCUCAGGCUGCUCCUCCCGCGCUGGCUUCUCACGAUGCCAAGCGGGCAGCGCCUGUAGAAGCCUCAGGGACCUCCUGUGUAAUGUGCGCACCGCGACCCUUCGAGACAUGCUGGCCGUCAUCGGGCAAUUAACCCAAUGCUGCAAUUUUUAUAAUCGAUAACAAGAUAUAAUUUUUGUAGUCGUAGCAAUGGUUGGUAGUGCGUACGAUGGAGGAUUGUGGUGGUGGUGGUGGUGGAGAUGGUGGUGCUGGGCGGCGGUGCUGACUGCCGCCCUAGGACGCUCUGAAGCCUUCAGCAGCACCUACUCAGUAUCAGGCUUCAGCAAGAACGUCACCAACCUUCUGGACAGUCUCCUGGCCGACUACGACCGCAUGAUCAGGCCUGGACACGGAGGUCCGCCCACCACCAUAAUGGUCAACAUGAAUGUCCGCUCAAUGGGACCCUUCUCCGAGAAACAAGAGUCAUACGCUAUGCAACUCUACCUCCGGCAAAAGUGGUUUGAUCCUCGUCUCCGCUUCAACAAGACUGACCUGGGCAAGUCUGUGUUCUCCAUGAACUGGAUGUUCGCUGCCAAGCUCUGGAAGCCUGACACCUUCUUUAUCAACGGCAAGAACUCCUACGUCCACAAGAUCACCGCUCCCAACACCUUUAUCCGCCUGCAGUUCGAUGGUCAGAUCACCUGGUCCUUAAGACUCACAGUCCGAGCCAGCUGCAAGAUGCACCUUCGCAAGUUUCCCCUCGACACCCAGAUCUGUCCCCUCAGUCUGGCCUCGUACGGGUACAACGCUGAGGACAUGGUGUACCGCUGGUCUCCGGAAAAGGUCACGGUCGACCCUGACGUGAGCAUCGCUCAGUACGAGCUCUUCAACAUCACCACUAACUUCACUAACGUCGUAGUCAGAAGAAAAGAAAACAGACGCCCAGAAACCAUCUCAACGCUCAGUGUCAAGUUCCACCUCAAACGGCUCACGGGGUUCUUUCUCCUGCAAGUCUACGUUCCCUGCAUCCUCAUCGUCUGCUGCUCCUGGGUCGCCUUCUGGAUCACUAAAAAGGACGUCCCUGGCAGAGUAUGUUUAGGUACAACUACUGUGCUUUCUCUGACCAAGAUGGGCAUUGGAGGGCGCGCCUCGAUGCCUCAAGUGUCUUACCUAACAUCCCUGGACUACUUCAACUUCCUGUGCUUUGCCUACGUCUUCGGUGCCAUCGUUGAGUUCGCCAUGAUAAACUUCUUCGAGCGGAUGGCGAAGCGGAGGAGGAUCCAAGUGGAAGACGCAAAGAAGGCUUUUGACGAACGAACUGAAGCCGAAAUUGCCAUAAUGGAAUUCAAUAUGGCGGCGGAGAAGGACGCCACGAUGCUGGUGACGACGACGGUGAGGGACGAAGGAGGCGUCGACAUAGGGGCGUCUCUAAGGGACACCCUCAAAGUCCCGCUCUCUGUUGUCCCCUUGAGCGUUCAACCUAUUGAAGAAGAGGUGCAGGUGGUAGAUACUCAGAGUCCGCUGAAGGAGGCUCUGAAACUCCCCCUUGCGGUUGUACCGGUGAGUCUGCAGGCCAUAAAGAAAGAGGAGCAAGAGGGCCUGCGAGCCAGAAUUAUCACCAAGUCUCCAGAGUUAAGAGAGAGUGACGUUGACAGUGGUGGUAACGGCAGUGGUAUUGACACCAGUGUAGUAAGUGGGGAGAUGGACCCUAUACUAGCGAAAAGGGACACCCAUCUAUCGGGUAGCGACAGCGGCAGCGCUACCAGCAGAGGGAGCAUAUUUAAGUUCAAGAAAGAAUCGUCUGAACAAAAAACGCAGGACAGUGAAAGUGACCUGACAGUUAUUAAAGUAGACAUUCAGUCCGAGGACGAGUCCCCUUCUCCACCUCCCCCCUUCACGGUGUGGCAAAUCCUGACCAAGAAAAGGAAGCUAAUGUCGGAGAUGUCACCGGGGAAUACAGUGCCCAGCGAGGAGGACCUGCUCGACCGCUUUUCCAUCAUCGAUCUCUACGCUCGGAGAUUCUUCCCCUCGACCUUCUUCAUUCUCUUCACCAUCUACUGGGUCUUAUUUAACUACUACAUCACUGACGAGUUUCCAGAGGAAGAUCGGUUGCCCUCAGAUGGACUGGUUGUCGUGUAGAUAAGCUUGCUUGGAAAACUAGCAAGAUCCACUAGCCCCUAGCGCCUGUGAUUGGUUAGACAUUUUAACCAAUUAAGAGGGUGUCUUUUAGGAAUAUGAUUGGUCAGAUAUUUUGACCAAUCAAGGGGCUUCUUUAUUAAAUAACGACAACCAUCCAAUCAUAGCAGGGAUUGUAUUUUUUCCUUAACAGCAUAAUAUCCUCUUUUUCCUUUUUCCCAAAAAAGAUGUGAACAAAAGAAAAAUAUUAUUUGAUGUCCUUGCCCAUAUUAAGAACAAAAGUCACACUAGGGUUGAAGAUAUUCCAUUGUAGGUAUGCAAUCUAGUAUUUCUUGCAUAUUUUGGACGUAACUUCAAAAACAAAGAAUUGAUUGUAUUUGAAAUUGUCAUUUAAAUUUAUUAUAACAUUUUAUUUUGUCAAUAUGCCUUUCCUCAUUUAUGAGCGUUUAGCAGCCAAAAUUUAAGGUUAGGUUAUGUUAUUCCUCACACAAAUUUUUGCCUGCUAAUAAACGUUAAAUUAUCUAUUUUUGUUUAGAAGCAACAGUUUAUGACUGUAGAUAAAAAAUUAUUCGUAAGUUUAUGCACAAGUAUAUUGCAAGUUCAGUGCAAUAUUUUCCCGUCUUGAAGUACAUGGUAACAUAUUUCUAUUACCGCAUAGUUAGGUGCAGUGCAACAAGGCGCAUUUAUUUACAACAAUUUUGACAUUACUCUUUCAGGUUUUGAUGGAUCACUAAAAAUAAUCGUCUAUAAUUUUUCAAACCAAAUUUUUUAUAGGGUGAAAAAAUACCACUAUACUCUUUGUCAUUAAACACACACAAAGCGUUCAAUUACUGUAAGUAAUUUCAGCAUUGAAAACAUUUUCAGUAGCUUUCAAUAUCUGAGCGUGUUUACAAGGAUAACACGAUCAGGGUGUUUACUGAAAUCAGACGGGCCAACAUUUUGCAAGCACUUGUACCUCUAGAUGUGUACCUCAUUAUGGCGGCUAUGGUGGUAAUUAUUAUCAAGAUUAAGAGCUCCGAGGCGCUCCUAGGACAUCGGUAACGAGGAAGACCUCGUUCACCGCUUCGGAACUCGUAAACUCCUUAAUAACUACAAACUAAGCCACUAUGAUUGAGGAAAGAUGUACAGGUUUCAUAAGUUGACUCUGAAAGUGCUUGAAUAACCUUGUGUGUGUCGCAUCUUCCUACUCUAAUGUUUAUACCGAUAAAUCAUGUGAAUAAAUCUCUACUAGAGAUCUGAUGUACAGACACUUUUCAGAAAGGCUGCGUUUGUAUAUAAAUACUCAUAUACUUGGCGUCCUGUAUAUGCAUUACACAUCCAGUCACCAACACACAAUCAUAUUCACCACUAUCAAUAACGCUCGCCAAUAGAAAAUGGACUCUGGAGCCUGAACAUAGUAUAAAUAUGUGUAAAUAUAUAAAAGCAUUAUUAAUACUCUAUCGGAAUUUGGAGACGAUAUCUUUGUAAAUACUGCCCAUAGCGAACAUCUUAAUGUUGUUGUUCAUUAGAAGUUUCCUGUGAUCAUCCUCAUCACCGCCAUACCAGUCCAUUAGCUGAAGAAUGAAUGUUUUCACUUUAUAUUCACAAGAAAAUCAUAAUGUUGUUUCUUUUGGAUAUCAAUGGGUUCGAUCCGAGGCCGACCGACACUAAGUCAGUCCGAGCGCUGUUCCGAGACUGAGCCCACCGGUACAGGGCUCACUGCUUUGCUCACAUUCUCACCCGGUCGGCUCUCGGAAUACAAGUAGUUUAACUGAACUAUACGUUUGUAGUUAUUGUCCAUGAAAGAUUUGGAAAUGUGUAGAAUUUUGGUUGAAUAUAUUUUGCUUAAAAGACAUAAUGUUUUUAAGUUUACUGUAAUCAUAGAUAUAAACAAGGUGUCCGUAUGAAUCCUUUACGAAGCUUCGAACCACCGCAUCAUUUUUGCACGAGAUUUUGGUAAAUUAUCUAUUGGCUAAAUCAAACAAAAAUUAUAUAUACGUGCAAUACAUAAAUGGAAUGCAUAUUUUAAAAGGAAUAUGAGUUAAUAUAACUUAUAUUUUGUAAAAAUAAUGCUUCGACUCGAAGCUUGGUAAAAGACACAUGCGAAAACUUUGUUUUCCUCCGAACCAAUAAAAACAUUCAUGCGAAUAACUAAAUUAGUUUUGUAUGUAGACAUUUUCUGUGUAUGACUCCAACUGCCAAAUUUUAACGGUAAGUUGUCACGUAUUCCGUUAAAACGGGACGCAUUCUUUCCAAUAUUGUUGGUAUUUAACCAGUGUCACUUAGGAGGUAUCAACGGGCCCUAGGUCCCACUGGGGGCAUCAAGGGAUGAUACCUACGUAGGGACCCACUUGAUACCAAUAUCACCGUGAAGGUAUCAAAGGGGGUCCCUAUGUUUGAAACUGGAUAUAAGGCAUGACUUUUGGAGUUUCUGGGUGAACAGGUAGUUUCGAACUAGCUACAUAGAAACAAAAGUACUCGAAUUGUCUAAAAUGUUAACACAAUUGUGUCAGCAGUUAGAAAUGUAUACACUUUGUUGCCAUAUCAUAAAAACAGCAACGUUCACUUCCAGAACUUUUAACUUCGAAUCUAUGAACGCUGCUUGUAUAAACUAUGUUCCAUUUUUUUAUUAUUUUUGUCAUUAAAUUGUCAUUACGUCCCUUUACCCUGAUUUGACCCUUGAACGUGGUCAUGUGACUUUUGUUUUCUCAAGUUUUUACUUCGUUUCUUCCGGUUUGGGACACGAUUAUGUUGCAUCUAUACUUCCCAAUUAAACCUAUCGGGAUA